CGCGGGGGGGCGGGGCUCCGGCGCAGCGGGCUCCGGCGCCCCUGGCUCCGGACCCAGCUACCGUAGGCCGGGGGAUGAGCGCUGGAUCCGACCCCUGGAGGCAUGGAAGCGGACGGCAUGACCGACUCGCUCCUUUCUGGAGCUUGCGUGCUCUUCACCCUCGGCAUGUUCUCCGCAGGCCUCUCGGACCUCAGACACAUGCGGAUGACCCGGAGCGUGGACAAUGUCCAGUUCCUGCCCUUUCUCGCCACGGAUAUCAAGUGAGAGGGCGACUGCUGUGCAACCUGAGCUGGCUGAGUUACGGGGCCUUGAAAGGAGACGGGACCCUAAUCAUCGUCAACUCCGUGGGUGCUAUGCUUCAGACCCUGUAUAUCUUGGUGUAUCUACACUACUGCCCUCGGAAGCGUGGCGUGCUCCUACAGACUGCAACCCUGCUGGGGGUCCUUCUCCUGGGUUUUGGCUACUUUUGGCUCCUGGUGGCUGACCCUGAGGCCAGGCUUCAGUCGCUGGGUCUCUUCUGCAGUGUCUUCACCAUCAGUAUGUACCUCUCACCACUGGCUGACUUGGCCAAGGUCAUUAAGACUAAAUCAACCCAAAGUUUCUCCCUCUCACUCACCAUUGCCACCUUCCUCGCCUCUGCCUCCUGGACCCUCUAUGGCUUUCGACUCAAAGAUCCCUACAUCAUGGUGCCCAACUUUCCGGGAAUUGUCACCAGCUUCAUUCGCCUCUGGCUUUUCUGGAAGUACUCCCACAAGCAAGACAGGAACUCUCAGCUCCUACAAACCUGAGGCAGUUCACAUGACCACUGGCCACCUCAAGGCCAACCUGUUACCAAAGAGAGCUCCUUGUUUCAGCUGUUCCUGCUGACCAGAUCCACGGGUGCAACGGGUUUGGGGACAGAAAGAGACAACUUUGAGAAUCGAGGGACCAAAGAAAGAGCUUUACUUAGAAGAUAUGGGUGGGACUUGAGAGAUGAAUCACUUUUAUUUUUUCAAGAUUAUAUUUUUUAAUUUUGGAGGUUGGGGUGAAAUCUUUAGAAUGUGCCUUAAAAUAAACUGUUUCCUACCCGUGCC
Molecule: messenger RNA, 1073 nt
Organism: Diceros bicornis minor
Lineage: Eukaryota; Metazoa; Chordata; Mammalia; Perissodactyla; Rhinocerotidae
Gene: SLC50A1
Product: solute carrier family 50 member 1
Exons: 6
Coding region: 75-788 (237 amino acids)
Biological process (GO): carbohydrate transport
Cellular component (GO): membrane
Molecular function (GO): sugar transmembrane transporter activity
Source: RefSeq, a predicted model, not a curated record